Styela clava is the source of this 1522-nucleotide messenger RNA. RefSeq lists its product as uncharacterized. The record is from RefSeq and is a predicted model, not a curated record. Gene Ontology annotation, molecular function: oxidoreductase activity; copper ion binding. Lineage: Eukaryota; Metazoa; Chordata; Ascidiacea; Stolidobranchia; Styelidae.
GUUAACUCAUACAAUUUUAUUAAGCUUGUGAUAUAAGUUAUAUAAAAUAUGAGGUUACAAUUUUUCUUUGCUUUCUUGUUAUUAAUCAUUGUGAUUGCACGGGAUAUAUUUGCAUCUGCUACUUCAUGUGAUCAACAGAAUCCAUGCAGGUUACGUGGCGGAAAUGUUCUUUCACAGUGUCAAAGUUACGUUUCCCAUCGACAAUUUUUAAGACUUACUUUAAAUGUUGACGUCAUCACGCACAGAUGGGACUGGUUGAAAUUACGCCAACUUUCGUACAAAAGAAACCGAUGUCCUCCGACAUGGAGAUUGCUUCCAAGUGACACGGCUUCAAUCAAACUGGUAAACAAUAUGACACCAAAUAUCAACAAAGACUCGUUGACUAACGUUAUGAAAGUGCGAACACACGGAUUGCAACUAAGUGAUGAAGAUUUGAUAUUGAAUGCUCAGGACCAUGGCGUUGAACCUGGAGAUGCAUAUACGUAUUCAUUUAAAAUAUUACCAGAUCAUCCAUCUGGGACAUUUUGGUAUGAAACGGAAGUUGAGGCACCGGUAUAUAAUCAGUUUUCAUCUGGUCUCAUCGGAGCCUUGAUUGUAGAAGAUAAUCCAGACAGUACACCAUUUGAACUUACUGACGUAUCAUGUCCGAUAAACUGUCAACAUGACGUCAUCAUGCUGUUUAGCACAAACCUUGUAAUGAAAAAAUAUAGAGGGAAGCCGGGAACUACGCAAUAUUUAGAAACGUCUGGAUGGAACAAAAACGUAAUUGAGUGGUCGUUUCAAAACAUCGACGCAAUUACGGUGAACGGCCAGAUCCAACCAACAUUAACAAUGGCUCGAGGCCAAAUAAAGAGAAUAAGGAUGAUCAAUUCAGAUCGAGAAUUAACGCUCGAGUUGAAAGUGUUCAAUGUUGCAACAGGGGAAACCUGCAAGACCAGAGAAAUCGCGUUUGAUGGAAUUUAUCUUGAUGAACCAAGAUCACUACUAAAUGGAAAAAGUGUCAUGAGUCCAAGUAGCACACUUGAUUGGUUAAUAAGAUGUGAUGUUCCAGGCAAUUAUAGCAUGGUUGGGAAUCUACGAAAUGAUCAAGAUUCGGAAACUGAUGAAAAACCAUAUUUCCUGACUUUACUUGAAGUUGUAGAGUUCGGAAUUGAAAAUUCAAAAUUCCCAACAACAUUGGAUAAACAAAAAAGGCCAAAAAAUAAGGAAUUGAACAACAAGUUGAACGACGAAGAGGUUCUAAAAAAAAGAAGCAAAUUUCAAGAAAUUGUGAUGAAAACGAAGGCGGACAAGGAUGGCGAAACAAAAAAUGACAAAGAAGAGAGUUCCAACAAAUUUGGAUACUUGGGAAUCGUCGUCAUUGUAUCGAUACUGAUAUUGGCUGCUGCCUACAAACUACAAUGACCCGUGCUAUAUAUGUACAGAAUAUACCAACGUUACAACAGAACAUAAUUUCUACAAAUUGAAUAUAUUGUUAAUUUUUGCGUUAGUCAUUGUUUUAUUAAUAAAAUCCGAUAAAUAA